This is a messenger RNA of Temnothorax curvispinosus, 1634 nucleotides long. RefSeq names its product dystonin-like. Lineage: Eukaryota; Metazoa; Arthropoda; Insecta; Hymenoptera; Formicidae. The transcript is spliced from 7 exons. Gene Ontology annotation, cellular component: cortical actin cytoskeleton; cell junction; plasma membrane. Bases 88 to 1530 code for a protein of 480 amino acids. Gene Ontology annotation, molecular function: actin filament binding. Gene Ontology annotation, biological process: actin cytoskeleton organization. The record is from RefSeq and is a predicted model, not a curated record.
ACUAGCUAGUCUAAAUUUGAUGUUGGAAAGUACACCAAGUGGUUUGAUAUAAAUAAAGAAAACAAUCAAGAACCAUUUAGGGUUAAAAUGAAAUCAAUGAAAUCCCAUGAUGAGCGCAUAAGAAAAAUACUUGAAAAAGCAAAAGAAUUGUCAGAAAAUCAAGUUGCUGUUACAGAAACUAGUAAUAUGGACACAGACGUAAAAACUUUUUUGACUAAGUGGGAGAAUUUGUAUGCAACGUUAUCCGAACGAUUGACUGAAAUAAUUGAUGUCAUUAAUCGAACACCGCCUAAAAAAUACAUUAAGGCAGUCACCAAUCUGAUAUCGUUUAUAUUAAUCAUUACAUUAUUAAAUGUGGAAAGUGUUCUAUUGUCAGAACAUAUAAUUAUAUUAGACGAGAAAAUUAUGGAAGAGCAAAUAAAAAGAUUUAAAGAUACAAAAAGCUCGUUAAAAAAACAGGAAGAAACUUUCAAAUAUGUUAACUCUACUGGACAAGAUUUAAUAGCGAAAAUAAAUGAUAAUUCUUCAGGACAGCGACUUAAAGAUGAAUUGCAAGAUGUAAAUACUAAAUGGAGUAAUAUUCUUAUCAUUUUGGAAGAGGAACAACAGACUCUUACCAAAAAUAUCACAAUUUUGCAAACGUUUACUGAACUUUUUACUCUUGAAUCUUGGUUGGAAAAAUCGUUAUUGUAUCUAGAAAAUUUAUCUAAAGAUAUUAUGGAUAAUGUCAAAAAAAUAGAGCAUAAAUUAGAGCAAAUUCGUUUGUUUUCUCGAAAAAUAGAUAAAACAAAACCGCAAUUAGAAGCACUUCGAUUAUUAGCAAAUAGAAUAUUCGAAAAAUCUGAACCUAAUUUUGCAAGCCUGUUAAACAGCAAAUUGGAAGUAGUAACAUAUAAAUGGAACACAAUUGUUAACAAAGCUAAAAGUUUAAACGACAAAUAUAAGAGUACUUUAAAGAAAAAUGAUAACAUUAUUAAUAGUAUAGAAGAUUUUACAAAGUGGCUGUCAAGUUUAGAAAAGGAGAUACCAAUAGAGUCAAUAACAUCUUCAGUUGAGCUGUUUCAAGUUCGUGGUCGAUAUCAAGCGCUGAAAGACAACAUUGACAAACGAGUGGAAGAAUUUAGAAACUUGAACAAAAUGGGAAAUGAUAAACUAUUAAGUUCAGAAGGAUCAUCCGUUCAAGAACUUGGUAGACGCUUCACUUUCUUAAAUGCACGAUGGACAGAUGUUACAGAUCGUAUAUACAAACGCUAUAGACAUUUACAAAAUGUUAGUUAUGAGUACGGGGAAUUUCGUGCUUUAGUGGCACAGGAAAGUGAUUGGUUGUAUAAGUUAAACAAGCGAUUAAAAAAAUCGCCUAAAACUGCUGCAGACGCGGAAGAAAUUUUGGAAGAGCUGGAUUGUAAAAAAAUGGCAAAAUAUGUGUUAUUUGUAUGCAAUCACCAUAAAUAUCACGUGAGAAGUAAAAAAUUGAGGAAAAUGACUGUUAAAUGUGACAGAAAUCGUAAAAAAAAUGUUUUUUACGUGUAAUUGCACAAAAUAAAAAUAAAGUCCAUCUUUCUGAAGUUGCUAAAAACUUAAAUACAAAUAAUCCAUGUAUUGUUUUGGAAAAUGUAAAAUUAGUGGCCAAUAAC